UUAUUAUUUAUUUAGAAACCAAUAAGUUUUAGUCAACAUCCCGCAUUUUUUGAUUUCCCGAUUCCGUUCAAUUGUGAACGAAACCCUUGUCGCGCAUGUAGUUUUGACACCGUAACCUUGUAGCUAAUACACCGAAAUUAAAUUCAUUUAACAAUGUUAAUUUAUAAAUGUUAAACAUUAAGAUAUUAAUUAUAACUAACAAAUGCGAUAAAUUUUAGUAAACUUCCCGCUCACCGCUUUUCAUUUACCAUUUCCGUUCAAAUGUGAACAAACCCGCGUCGCGCAUGUUGUCAUGACAACCACCAAGACCCAAGUACGCCGAAAUUCAAUAUAUUUAACACGGUUAAUUAUUACACCUUACACUUAAAUUAUAUACAAAACGAUGUCUAAAGUAGCAAAUGUUAAUUCCAGUUUUGCAUACGAAAUCUUAAUGUACCUAAACUCAUUUUAUUUAGGAAUGUUUUUCGUUUGCGAAGUGGCCAUGGGUAUUUUAAAAGCGAUAAAUGUUUCCUACCCAGAAAAUGCUUUAUUGACUGAAGCUGGUAUAUUUUGUGCGUUAUGUUUGGUAGAAGUCAUGCGUAUAUUUCUUGGCAGGAGAGGAAACCUUGCUAGUAAAAAGGUACCUGUAUUUUUCUCAGUCAUCCUAACAAUACCAUCAGCUGUUGGAGUAUGCUAUUUUCUUAUUUAUCAAACAUAUAUUCUAAGACUUGAAUAUAUUUGGUGUGCUGUAAUGUUAAUAUUUCAUGCAUUAGAGCUAGCUUUUGCUAUUCUCUUCAUUUUUACAGUGUGUAAAAAUCAUCAGUAUGAAUAGAAUAGGUUUAAAAGUACCUCCUUGCCAAAAAAAUAUUAAUUUUUAUCCUACUUCAUUUCGCAGGGAUUCUUUCUUUUAUACAUUUAUUAAAGGAGGUACCUUGAAAAAUACAGUUUUUUAUAAUAUUCAUAAAAACUAAAUCAGUCUCAUUAUGCUGUAUUAAAUAAACAUGGCUGUGUCAUGUUCUCACCAGAACAUGAACAGUAAGACUAUAUAUGACUAUAAGACUGAAUGAAAUCUUUGUCACAAAUAGCUGAAUUUCAUAUAAAAAUGUCUUUACCUAGAAAAGCCAAGACAAUUUCUUAGGAUCACAUUAUGUAAAUAUUCAUUCUUCUUAAUAUAUCUAAUUAAUUACAUUACCAUAAUUAUGAUAAAUGUUUCUUUGAAUUAGCAAAAAUAAGCACAGAAUAAUAAUUAAGAA
Messenger RNA from Pieris rapae (cabbage white), 1232 nucleotides. Its product is annotated as transmembrane protein 216-like. Gene Ontology annotation, cellular component: ciliary transition zone. NCBI's taxonomy places the organism in Eukaryota, Metazoa, Arthropoda, Insecta, Lepidoptera, Pieridae. The transcript is spliced from 2 exons. Gene Ontology annotation, biological process: non-motile cilium assembly. The record is from RefSeq and is a predicted model, not a curated record. Bases 383 to 811 code for a protein of 142 amino acids.